CGCAAUUUAAUGUAUGUACGCGCCGCCAACAUUUAGCUCACAUUCAAGCCAAAAGCGGGGCUAUUCAAUAGGCCUUGCAUGCUAUUCUAGGUCAUUUGCGGCCUUUUCCCCCACAUCUGGGUCAUUUAUCAGCCGUUGUCCUGCAUGGCGCCUGCAGGGAGCUCCUACCACUGCCCAACCUCUUGUUCGUCCAGGAAAGUAACAACGGUCCAGCCUCAAUCUGGUCUCGUCGAGUAGAUCUAAGCAUGUUGGCUCACUUUAUCGGACGCCUGAGGGCUUUUCAUGCUGUUGGUCAUUGUUCUCAGCGCCUUGCGUGAGGCAGACUUGCUUGCUUUGCCGCAAUUGUGUGGAGGCGAUGUCAAACCGCCAACACACAUGACAGGGCCGUACGAAUGGAGGCUCAACACCAAAAGCAGCGCCUUGCGGCUCAGGCAGGCAGGACGCAUGCACUCCCGUCGUAACGCCCAGGGUCCUCGCUCAGACCUCCCAUUCGAACGUAUCAGCGCUUACAGCGAGACAAGGUUUAGGACCCGCCUGCUGUUCUGGGCAAGGUGCCAUCUAUUACACUCGCGCUAGGUGCAGUUCCAGGUCACACCAGCUCUAGGAUGCAUACCGCCUCACGGGUAGCAGAGGGAUCUUUCGGUCGCGAACAUGGUCGCUCCGCUUAGUGGCAUGCACAGGGUGCGUGGGCUAGCUGCAGGUGCGGUCUGUCCAACGUCAAAGAGCAGGGAUGUGGGAAACCCGGAAAGCAGUAUAAGAAACUUAACCGCCU
Molecule: messenger RNA, 772 nt
Organism: Boeremia exigua
Lineage: Eukaryota; Fungi; Ascomycota; Dothideomycetes; Pleosporales; Didymellaceae
Exons: 1
Coding region: 283-576 (97 amino acids)
Source: RefSeq, a predicted model, not a curated record